Tigriopus californicus is the source of this 1558-nucleotide messenger RNA. RefSeq names its product hexokinase-2-like. The record is from RefSeq and is a predicted model, not a curated record. Gene Ontology annotation, molecular function: ATP binding; fructokinase activity; glucokinase activity. Gene Ontology annotation, cellular component: mitochondrion; cytosol. The coding region runs from base 44 to 1435 and encodes 463 amino acids. Lineage: Eukaryota; Metazoa; Arthropoda; Copepoda; Harpacticoida; Harpacticidae. The transcript is spliced from 2 exons. Gene Ontology annotation, biological process: intracellular glucose homeostasis; glucose 6-phosphate metabolic process; glycolytic process.
UUGAGUUUAUUUUCCUUCUGUCUUCAGAUUGAAUCCAUUCAAGAUGGAGGUUCCAACGCUGAAGCUCACCGACAAUAUCCUUUGUCAACGUGUGAACACGUUCUUAUCGGGUUUCAUUCUGGACGAUCAACGAUCGGACCAAGUGCGCCAGAUCUUCGAAUCGGAAUUAGACGCGGGCAUGAAAGAUGGUUUGGAGGGCUCGUCACUUCAAAUGGAAAACACUUAUGUACCAGAUCUGAUCAACGGCACCGAGGAAGGCCAAUUCUUGUCCCUGGACUUGGGUGGCACGAAUUUUAGAGUGAUCUUGUUAGAGCUUAAAGCAGGGAAAAUUGUUCGCGAAGAAGUCCGAUACUAUCAAGUACCAGAGGAGAAACGUUUAGGCCAGGGGGAAGAUCUUUUUGACUUCCUAGGCAUUUGUAUUUACGACUUCACCGACAAGCUGGGUUUGAGUCAAUCUUGUCAAUCUUUGGCCCUAGGGUUUACCUUUUCCUUCCCCAUGACCCAAACCGCUAUGAAUCAGGGUGUUCUUGUAUCUUGGACCAAAUCUUUCAAUUGCCCAGGAGUGGUCGGCAAGGAUGUAGUGGAUUUAUUGAAUCACUCCUUGGCCAAAGUGAAACCAGACAGCCAGAAGAAUCUCUCCAUUGAGGUCAUUGCCAUCCUCAAUGACACCACAGGAACUCUGGUCAAGGGAGCCUACGAUCGACCAAACACCUGUAUUGGGCUCAUUCUCGGUACGGGAUGUAAUGGAGCCUACUUUGAGCGGUCCGAAAAUGUCAUUCGUUGGCACGGGGGCAAAUACGAUUGCAAGAAUGUCAUCAUCGAUCCAGAAUUUGGUGCAUUUGGGGAUAAUGGUUGCCUUGAUUUCAUCAAGACAAAAUUUGACGAAGCUAUCGACAGUGCCUCUCUUCUUCCUCAAAGCUUCACUUACGAGAAAUACUUUGCUGGAAAGUAUAUUGGUGAGCUAGCUCGCAUCGUUAUGGUGGACAUGAACAAAGAGAGGCUUUUGUUUCCUUGCCAAGACGUCGAGGGGCUUUUGAUUCAGGACGGAUUUCCUUCCACGAUGUUGACCGAGGUGGUAGAGGAUAACUUGAACCAAUCAGUGGAGAGAACAAUCACUGUCUUGAAGAAGUUCUCUGCCAAUUGCUCCCCAGAUGAUGCACUGAUUGUCCAACACAUUUGUCUGGUCCUCUCGGAGAGAGCCGCCUUACUUGUGGGUAUUCCCAUGGCCGUGUUCUUGCGACGAAUGAAAACCCAAGAGGGUCUCAUUGCGGUAACAGGAUCUCUUUAUAAAUGCCAUCCCAACUUGAAAGCUCGCAUGGAAUUCUUUACUCGUAAAUAUUACCCGGAAUGGAAAGGAGAAUCAUUUUUGAGUGACGAUGGAAGUGGCAAAGGCGCGGGUCUCAUUGCUGCCAUUGCCAAGAGACUUGAAUUAUGAAUAUGAUAAAAAAGUUAAAGAGCAUCCGACAUGAUACCCUUCUUUUCAGGUUUGUUUUGCCACAUUGUGAGAUUGAUCAAAACUUCUAAGUACAGGAAUAUACUAUUUUUAUCUUCCCAUGAA